UGGAAGCACUUGGACUCCAGCCGUAUCUAAGGGAAUAAUGUAACGUGUUAAAAAAUGACACGCUAUUGCAGGUUUUGUUUGCAGAUAUUAACGAUUUUAAACGUAUUUAACGACGUAUUUCAUUGUACUGAGCGAAUUUUGCCAAUAUGCUUGAAUGUGCAUCGUGGAUGGGGUAAUUUUUAAUCAGCAAGGAACUGCAGGGCUGAUGUAUCAAAUGAUCAUGUCAUAGCUGGAGGCAUUCGUAAAUCCGUAGCAUGACUUCAGAUUACUUGGGCUACAAGUGUCUAGUUGCGUGUCUCUUUAACACAGAAACGGUUUUGUUUGUCCAUCUUGUCCUACGGAUUUUUGCGUGUUCAUUUUUUAAAUCUCUUUACGGAAUUCAUACACGACAACGUUAUUUAUAUCGUGAGUAAAGCAACUAAAGGACAGAUGGGAAAAGGCUUCCAAAAAAUGCUUCUUUCACUAUUAAUUGUAGGUAUUAUUGGCAUUCUAGUUUUAGUGCUCAUGAACAGUCAUACAUAUUACAUACAAGCUCCUCUAACAAGAAAAGCUCCUCCAUCAAAUAAUAAAUUCAAAAUCCCAGAGGCUUCAUAUUUAAUAACACCAAUCAAAGACUCGGAGCAUUUCAUGGUGUCUGCGUUUAUCGACCAAAGACUGGAUGGGGUCAUUCGAGUCAUCGCCAUAAUCAAAAGAAACAGUCUUCAGCCCCUUUACUGUGUUUACUGCAGCGCUGAACAAGUCUGCAAAACUGUUCACACAGAUGUCCAGAUACAUAGUGACCAUUUUAGCUUUCCGUUUGGUGCCUCAGAUGUGAUUUGUAAAGGUAAACACAUGCAAAAUGCAACUCAUGUCCUCAUAACAACUGAUAAGAAAGAUUCAGCUGACCUCAAAAUGGAAUAUCUGCCAAUAAAAAAAAAGGCUGUACAAGAGACUUUCAAGUUUAACUUCACUGUUUGCAUCUCAAACCUUUUUGGCGACUACAACAAUGUACUGCAGUUUGCUCAAACGAUGGAGAUGUACAAGCUUCUGGGUGUACAGCAUGUGGUCAUCUAUAAAACUGGUUGUGGACCAGACUUGGAAAAGCUCUUAAAACAUUAUGAAACAGAGGGGAUACUGGAGAUCGUUCCAUGGCCUAUCAACCAGUUUCUGAACCCUGCAUCAGGCUGGAACAUAAAGAAGCACAAGGGAGACAUUCAGUAUUAUGGUCAGUUAGUAACCCUCAACGAGUGCAUUUACAGGCACAUGUACCAGUCCAAGUACGUUCUCCUGAAUGACAUUGAUGAAAUCAUCAUGCCUUACAAACACGCCAAUUUACCUUCUCUAAUGGAGGACCUCCAGUCUGCUCAUCCCAAUAUAGGGGUGUUCCUCAUAGAGAACCACAUAUUCCCUAAAACACAGUUUGAGGAGAGUGGGAAGUUCAAACGAGCUGAAUGGAAUAAUAUUCCAGGUGUCAAUAUCAUGGAGCACAUUUACAGAGAACCAAGUCGAGAGAACAUUUACAAUCCCACAAAGAUGAUUGUCAACCCAAGGAAGGUGCAGCAAACUUCAGUACACUCCUCUUUGAAAAACUUUGGAGGCAGUUUCCAUGUACCAUUUAAUGUAUGUAGGAUUGUACACGUGAGAGUCCCACUGCAGAGGCAUCUUACCAAAGAGCAACUCUUUAUAGACAAAAGAGUCUGGGACUUUGAGCAAGAACUGAUACAGAAUGUUGACCAGACUUUGAAACUUUCAGGUUUCCUGAAGGCUUGUAGUUGACAUGUUUGUACAU
Messenger RNA from Onychostoma macrolepis, 1768 nucleotides. RefSeq names its product glycosyltransferase family 92 protein. The record is from RefSeq and is a predicted model, not a curated record. The coding region runs from base 430 to 1755 and encodes 441 amino acids. Lineage: Eukaryota; Metazoa; Chordata; Actinopteri; Cypriniformes; Cyprinidae. The transcript is spliced from 2 exons.